AUGUCUAUCAAGAGUCAGAAAUUAGUGGCUGCAACUGCAGUGGGACAAGAUAUAUUGCGGGGAAGAGCACUAAUCUACAAGUACGUGAAGUGUGGGAAUUCGGGGAAUGAAAGUGAAGUUAAUAGAGGCUGGCAAUUACUUAAUGAGAUGGUGGGAAGUUACCCCAUGCUUAAUAAAGGCUGCACUGCAGAGAAGGGUUCUCAUAUCAGGAAAUGUGUUGAGAUUGAGAGUAUAGGAACUGAUGCUUUGUUCUUGAGUUCGUAUGAAUCCAUGUCUGUUCCUACUUUACACUGUCCGGAGUUUCGUCCAGAUUCCAUAUACAUCAUUGAUCAUGGGUAUACAUUUGUGCUACUCUACUCCGGAAAUGGGAACAUUGCUGGUCAAAGCUUCAACUGCGGUGCAGGGGGCGAAUUACUUGGAUUUUGCCCACUAUAG
Messenger RNA from Prunus armeniaca (apricot), 435 nucleotides. NCBI's taxonomy places the organism in Eukaryota, Viridiplantae, Streptophyta, Magnoliopsida, Rosales, Rosaceae. The record is from the annotation of a GenBank genome assembly.